Homarus americanus (American lobster) is the source of this 3680-nucleotide messenger RNA. It is a transcript of the gene Cog3, whose product is annotated as conserved oligomeric Golgi complex subunit 3-like. The record is from RefSeq and is a predicted model, not a curated record. The transcript has 10 exons. Gene Ontology annotation, biological process: Golgi organization; intra-Golgi vesicle-mediated transport; intracellular protein transport. Lineage: Eukaryota; Metazoa; Arthropoda; Malacostraca; Decapoda; Nephropidae. Gene Ontology annotation, cellular component: cis-Golgi network; membrane; COG complex. Bases 27 to 2492 code for a protein of 821 amino acids.
AACACAUAGCUACGGUCACAACAAAGAUGGAAGACGUGGCAGAGGUGAACACUGUCCGGGUACGAGACCAUUUAGCCCACUGGGAGGAUGACAGGACACCAUUAGCACCAUUAAUGCCACAGGAACGUGAUUCUAUUAUUGAGUUAACGUCUGUGUCUGUCUGGAGGGCUCUACCGUCAGGGAUAGAGGAUGAGGAGGAUAGAGGUGAUGUGUUGGACUCUACCAGGGGAGGCCCUAAAGCUGACACCCUGGCUCAAUAUCACCUCCCUGAUAGUCUCUCCCGAUUAAAACUUGGAGAUGUUAAGAUAGAAUCAAGUCAACAGUUUCUCUCGUGGUUCGCCGGCGUGGAGAGGGAGAUGUGCGAGGAACACGACGGGCCUUACCGGGACUAUGUGAAGCAGUUGAAAGCUCACCGAUCAGAAUGCCAUACACUCCUCGCACAGCUGGACCACGCCUUGGACAACCUGCAGUAUCUCUCCUCACAGUACACCAGUGUAUCAAAUAAGACGGGUGCUCUACACACCGACUGUGAACACUUGCUGGCAGAGCAGACACGACUUACCAAUAAAGCAGACACUAUUGAGAGCAAACUUACAUACUUCAGGGAGGUCGACAGAAUCAGUCAGAAGCUCAACUCUCCGGCAUUCCAAGUUACUAGUGAAGGUUUUAUUCCGCUCUUGGCCAAGAUUGAUGAGUGUAUUGGUUACAUGAAUGGAAACCCAUCAUUUCAAGAGUCGUCUCUAUAUUUAGCUAAAUAUAAACAUUGCUUGAGUAGGGCUCUUGGUAUGGUAAAGUCAUAUGUAACAAAAUCUUUAGAAAAUGCCACCCAGCAAGUUUCGUCUAAACCCGGCACUGAAAAACCAACGACUGACAAUGCUGCCGUGCUUUACUACGGGAAGUUUCGGACUAAUGCCCCAAGAAUAAAGUCACUGAUGGCAGAGAUUGAAGAUAGAGUUGAAAACAGCCCUGAAUACACUACCCUGCUGAGUGACUGCCAUCAGUGUUAUUUUUCUCAGCGACAGAGACUAAUGGGCCCAUGUGUUAAUGAUGCAGUUGCUCAGUUAUCACAAAAAUAUGAACGAGAUUACUGUAAGCUAGUGAGAAGUGGAUGUGCUUUUCUCAUCCACGUAUGUGAAGAUGAACACACACUUUUCCACCAGUUUUUUACCGCUGGAACCCCAGACCUGGACGGAUUUCUUCAAGGUCUCUGUACAGGACUAUAUGAUGUUUUACGGCCUCACAUCAUCCACGUCGACCAUUUAGAGACACUCUCAGAACUCUGCAAUAUCCUCAGAAGAGGGAUGAUAGAGGAGCACUUGCAGAACAACCCAACACAGUUAGCUCCUCUCACUUCAGUAGUCAACCAGAUGCUAGAGGAUGCACAAGAAAGACUGGUGUAUCGCACCCACAUCUACAUCAAUACAGAUAUUGCCAACUUCCGUCCCUCACCUGGAGACCUUGCAUAUCCUGGUAAACUUCAAUUGAUGGAAACCAUUGCCGACGGUUUAGCUAAUCAGCGGAAAAUGCAUUCUCGCAAUGCUUCUGUUUCUUCCAUGUCCUCUGUAAGAUCAGCAACCAGUGAAGAAGUUGCAAGCAUCACCGGGGCCGCAGAUGAAAGGUUUUCACGUGUGGGUACGUCACCAGCAGAUCUUCACGGCAUGUGGUAUCCAACAGUCCGUCGCACACUCAUGUGUCUCUUUAAACUCUAUCGAUGUGUUGAUAGAAGUAUAUUCCAGGGUGUUUCAUUGGAGGCACUAGCUGCGUGCAUGCAGAGCCUGAGCCUUGCCUCUUCAUCCAUCAGCAAGACAUCCUCACCCUUAGAUGCUCAACUUUUUGAGAUUAAACAUCUCCUCAUUCUUCGAGAACAAAUGGCACCCUUUCAGGUUGAUGCCUGCUUGCACGAGACCAGUUUAGACUGGAGUAAGGUCCGCACUGCAGCACUUGGCUUGAUGCAGAAACGAGGUCGACUCUUUUCCUUAUCCUCUACCAAUGCUCUUCUAGAGUUCAUUGUAGAAGGCACUCCACAGGUGAUGGAGCAGAGGCUGGACUCAAAGAGGGAUCUAGAUAAUCGAUUGAAAAAAUUGUGUGAGCUUCUGAUAUUCACAUGUACUGAAACCCUUUCCAGUCCAUUGAUAAUGUUUCUAACAAAGGCUGAAGUUAUACUGCAGAUGAACCAGGAGGAGACUGUUAAACCCAUCAUGCUAAAGAAUCAACCAUUUGCUGUACCUGAGAAAGUGGCCGAUGUCAUGAGCAGUUGUCAGAAGAAUAUUCGCACUCACUUACCAAACAUUCAGCGCAGCAUGCAGCUCUAUCUGGCCAAUCGCGAUACAGAGUUUAUCCUUUUCAAGCCCGUGCGUAUAAAUGUACUCGGUUCAUUCUCCAGGGUCCAGAAUAUAUUAGUCAAUAAUUACAGUGAGGAUGACAGAAUAAUUAUAGCUUGUCCAUCUCAGGAGGAAGUCUCUGUUCUUCUCUCCUCCCUGUUUAAGAGCUAAUGGUGCUAAUGUAUAUAUAUAUGUAGGAUAUAUAAUUAGUGGGGUUUAAUACAACUUUAUUUCUUUUGUAAGGAUUUGAGUGAUUAGAAUCUUAAUUAUCAACAUCAUCUAAAGUUGGUAUUUGUUAUAUCUGUAUAUAAUUUUUUUUUAUAUUCCAUAGCUAGACAAAAUAGCUGGAUGUAUAAAGUUUGUGACAUGGAUAAUCAAGAAUAUUGUAGUUUUGUUCCUUGUUAAUUGAUUUGUAGGUGGAAAUGUAAGAUUAGGUAAAUCAAUUAUAUAUCUAUGCAAUAUUUUUUCUUCUCAUUAUGUCAUUUGAAUAACAAGAUACAGUAUUCCCAUGUAUUGCAUAAUUGUUUUACCUGGUUUUAAUAUGCAAUAAUUCAAGUGUGUACUAAAAGUAAAAAAUGAAUUGCCUUAUAUCAUGAAAUCUUUAGUGUGUGUGGCACUUCCCUCACUCAUCAUGGUAGGAGGAAGCUACAUUCUUGCCAAAGCAUUUUGAUUGCUUCAGAACUGGAAUGAGUUUGUUGAACAGCUGUUUUUUUUUCUCUACCUAAGUUGCAACAUAAAUUGUAUUGUAGUUGCAGUAAGGUUGUCUACAUUCCAUAUCCCAAAUUGUGUGUUAGGUGAAGUGUUCAGCCAGCUGUUCAUCAGAUAUAAUUAACCAUUAAUUUUCUUUUUAACUUUACCUUUGAAUAUCUUUUUAAAAUUAUUUGAUUAAUAGUUUAUCAUUUUAUUCUUAGUCAUAUGAGUUACAGGAGAAUGUGGUGUUCUGAGCACUUGUUUGUCUAAUUUAAAGAUGUGCUGUUUACUUUAAUCAAAUUAGUGUAUCAGCGUAUGAUUAGGUGUGAGACUGAUCACUGUUCUAAUGUUCUUGAGGGUCUCAGACAUAACAUAGCAUAGUUUCCUUUCCUGAGUAUGUUGCAUUGCACAAAUUUAUACUAAACUAAACUAUGGCCAAAUAUUAGAUAUAAGCGAAACAUGAAGCGUGAGUGACCUGAUAAUAUCUUGGCAAUGUAGGAGAGCUGCUUGUGGCUGUAUUAUAGCGAGUUUGUAUGGCUUGGUUGUAAGGGAGUAAGUGCUCUUGUGUUUAUGCAUCAUUAGGGUGUUGUAGAUUCCAGUGUACAGUUCUUCACCCAUUUUUUUAUUUAUAUUGUUGUUUGUUGACUCAGAAUAUAUUUAUUUCUUUCA